Messenger RNA from Epinephelus lanceolatus (giant grouper), 1155 nucleotides. RefSeq names its product olfactory receptor 5J3-like. Gene Ontology annotation, biological process: G protein-coupled receptor signaling pathway. Gene Ontology annotation, cellular component: membrane. The record is from RefSeq and is a predicted model, not a curated record. NCBI's taxonomy places the organism in Eukaryota, Metazoa, Chordata, Actinopteri, Perciformes, Serranidae. Gene Ontology annotation, molecular function: G protein-coupled receptor activity; olfactory receptor activity.
AUGGCGGCGGCCAUAUCUGGGAAAUUUUUGGAUUCAUGUCUGGACGCUGGAGACGUGUCGUCCAUCUUUAUUUACAGUGACUGCUCUGCUGUCAGGGAGAGGAAGGGCGAGCGCCUCAACUCAGAUGCAGUUGUCCGGUAUUCGUACCUGCCCUUGUCGACUAAUCAGAGAUCCAGCUCUGUUAACGGCACCUGGGAGCCUGAUGGCGUCACUUUUUUCAUCAUCCAGGGCCUCGCCAACCUUGGUGAGAAAAAGAUGAUAGUUUUUGUCCUCCUGCUUCUGGGUUACAUCAUCAUCCUGGGAGGAAACAGCAUGAUCAUCUUUGUGGUGCUGACUGACUCAAAGCUCAACUCUCCCAUGUAUUUCUUCCUCUCCAACCUUUCUUUCGUGGACAUCCUCUUCACCACCACCACCAUCCCUAAAAUGCUGUUGGGCCUCCUGACAGACGUGAAUACCAUUUCCGUCCCAGGCUGCUUACUCCAGAUGCAUUUCUUCGUUCAGCUGGCUGUUACCGGUCGUGCCAUCCUGACUGUCAUGGCGUACGACCGCUACGUGGCCAUCUGCAACCCUCUGCGCUACACGGCGGUCAUGACUCGGCCCGUCCGGCUGCUCCUCAUCGCAGGAGCCUGGAGUUUUGCCGCCUUCUGCACACUACCAGCUACCUCCAUGACCUGGCAGCGGCUUUACUGCGGCCCCAAUGUGGUGAGGAAUGGCUGGUGUGACCUGUCGUCUGUACGGCGCCUGGUGUGUGGUAACACCGUCAUAGAUAACAUUGUGUCCAUUUCCUUCGCCAUACUGGCACUACUGACCACAGGAGUCCUCAUCCUCACCUCCUACAUCCUGAUUGGUGUUUCCAUAUCGAGGAUGGGUGUUGCUCAAAGUCUUAAGGCCUUCAGGACGUGUGCCGCCCACCUGACUGUGGUGUCCAUCUCUUACAGCUCGGCCUCGUUUGUAUACAUCUCCUACAGGGUGGGAAACUUUUCACCUGAGGUUCGUAUCAUUGUGUCUGUGCUGUACUCCGCUCUGACUCCUUUCCUAAACCCCCUGAUCUACAGUCUGAGGAACGAGGAGCUGAGAGAGUCCAUCAGGAGGACUCUGAGCAGGUUCAGACCUGCUGCUGUGUUACCCACAAAGAACGUCCACACAGUGUCCUGA